Gossypium arboreum is the source of this 588-nucleotide messenger RNA. RefSeq names its product serine/threonine-protein phosphatase 7 long form homolog. Lineage: Eukaryota; Viridiplantae; Streptophyta; Magnoliopsida; Malvales; Malvaceae. The record is from RefSeq and is a predicted model, not a curated record. Bases 1 to 588 code for a protein of 195 amino acids. The transcript has a single exon. Gene Ontology annotation, biological process: meristem development; meristem maintenance.
AUGUCUGGUCCGCCAUCACCGUGGAUAGAAAAUUACUUGAGGGAAGUAGGUUUUUGGCACCCGGCCACUAUAGGCCGGGGGUACAAGUUGGACCCAAAACUCAUCAAUGCGUUAAUAGAGAGGUGGAGACCGGAGACGCACACAUUCCAUCUUCCAUGCGGAGAGUGUACUAUCACUUUGGAGGACGUCCAAUUACAAUUAAGAUUGUCGGUGGAUGAGGCAGCACUCACCGGGUCCGUUCAAUCUGCUGGUUGGGGAGCCAUAUCUUACGAUCUUUUGGGUGCGAUUCCGGAUAAUAUUUACGGAGGUCGGAUUGAGAUGGGCUGGUUACGAGACACAUUCCUGAAGCUAGGGAAUGAUUCGACUGAAUUAGAAAGAAUACGAUAUGCUCGGGCAUACAUCCUUGAGAUGAUUGGAGGUCAUCUGACGCUGGACUUAUUACGAAACCUCGUUCAUCUGAGGUGGCUGUUGAAACUCGUUGAUUUUAGAGCAGCUAACGAACUUAGUUGGGGGUUUGCCAUGUUGGCAAUAUUGUACCGGGAGAUGUGCGGGGUGACGAAACCAAAUAAAGCCAAAAUUGGAGGUUGA